Molecule: messenger RNA, 858 nt
Organism: Coccomyxa subellipsoidea C-169
Lineage: Eukaryota; Viridiplantae; Chlorophyta; Trebouxiophyceae; Coccomyxaceae
Product: acetylglutamate kinase
Exons: 6
Biological process (GO): L-arginine biosynthetic process
Cellular component (GO): cytoplasm; chloroplast thylakoid
Molecular function (GO): arginine binding; acetylglutamate kinase activity; ATP binding
Source: RefSeq, a predicted model, not a curated record
CGCCAGUUCACAUCCUUUGAGCGAGUUUCUGUCCUAUCAGAGGCCUUACCCUACCUGCAGCGUUUUGCGGGAAAGACGGUGGUCAUAAAAUAUGGAGGAGCAGCUAUGAAAGACCCCUCACUGAAGGCGGGGGUCAUCAAUGACUUGGUACUGCUCUCUGCGGUCGGCAUCAGGCCAGUGCUUGUACAUGGCGGUGGACCAGAGAUCAACUUCUGGCUUGAAAAGUUGGGCAUUGUGGCAGAGUUCAAAAAUGGCCUGCGUGUGACGGACGGCGCCACGAUGGAUGUGGUGGAGAUGGUGUUGGGAGGUCGGGUGAACAAGGGAUUGGUCACCCUCAUCCAGCAGGCUGGAGGUCAAGCUGUCGGCCUGUGUGGAAAGGACAGCGGACUCAUCAGGGCCCGCCAGAUGGUUGAGAAGCAGAUUGGCUUUGUGGGUGACAUCACCAGCAUCCAGCCGCGGCUCUUGAACACCCUGGUGGAGACAGGGUACCUGCCUGUGGUGGCCUCAGUGGCGGCAGACAACAACGGCCAGGCGCUGAACGUCAAUGCAGACAUUGCUGCCGGAGAGAUUGCGGCUUCUUUGAAGGCGGAGAAGCUGAUUCUCAUGACAGAUGUGCCCGGCGUGUUGAGAGACAAGGACGACGUAUCCACAAAGUUUACUGCGCUGGACAUCCGGCAAGUCAGGGAACUCGUGGCGGACGGCAUCAUUGCAGGCGGCAUGAUCCCAAAGGUGGAGUGCUGCACAAGGUGUUUGGCACAGGGUGUCCGUGCCACGCACAUCAUUGACGGCCGGCAGCCGCACUCCCUGCUCAUGGAGCUGCUCACAGACGAGGGCGUGGGCACCAUGAUCACGGGGUGA